AAUCCCAAUCGGGUUAGCGUGACAAACAGGCGCUAUAGCAACUGGAAUCUUCCUCCUCCUUCCCGCCACAAACAACUGCAAAAAUGUCAGAAAUCAUAGACAUGAUUGCUCUCGAGCGAUACAUGCUCCCUCCUAUAACCUCUCCCACGCCCAACGUCCCUCCUACCCCGAAACCGGAAGUCACCAGUGGUGUCAGCUCCACCAUCCUCACCGAGGAGCCAGCAAACGAGAAAGCGAUCAAAAAGCUAAAAACGGAGGACAGGAAAGUCGAGGUGAGCCUCAGGGACCGACUCCUCCGCAAAUCGACACCGACUUUAGCGCCUCCGAUCACGAACUGGCGGCUGCGGUGCCUCUUCAGCCAGAUCGGUCGUGAUAACUAUUUAGUCUGGGACUGGCUCAGGAGCCCAAGCGUCGAACCGCACCUAAAGGAAUUUGCUGAGCUCUUUUCUGCCAGCAAGAUGCAUAGCCAGGCAUUUGAUCAAAAGUUGGAGGAAUACGUGGCGGAAGGGCAAGAAGACCCUCUUGACCACAUGAUAUGGAGGCGGAGAAGUGUUGCGCACAAGCAGUACAAAGACAACGCCAUAAAAGACAGGUUUCUGAGCGGGACAGAAAAUGAGUUGCACCAGUUCAGUUGGGAGGACCUCCUCUCGCGCAGCGCCAUGCUGUUGGUCCAUGACGGCCAACAGGCCAUAGACAGCCCUUUCAAGGACCUCGGCACCAGCGGCCGUGAGUGGUCUUUCGAGGUAGCGAUCACGGCGCUCAUCACCAUGCAUGAGGAGUUGCAGGCCGUGAACAAUGUCAUGGCUACCGAAGACCACGCGCUUGGCGACGAAACAAUUAAGAACCGUAAACGAGGCGAAGGGAAUUACGAAGCCUACUACGUACGCCGUCCGGAGAAGGAGCAUGUGUGGUGGAGCGUCAGUGAAGCCAGGUGGAACCACUUGAGCGAUGCGAUGAAGAAGAAGUGGAGCCACGUUGGAUGGAUCCUGGAAACGGAUGCUGGGGAACAGGCUCCUUCAGCUUGUCAGCAGUGCGAAGACAACAGGUCCCAAUGUUGGGUUUACAAGGAGCACGCAAAGGAGUCCAUUGGUCAGCCCGGGCAUGGCUGCGCUCGCUGCAAGUCAAAACAGUUGGCGUGUUCGCUGAAGCCUGCAAAGUUUUGCUAUCUUCGCAAGACCCGUCGCGCUAGUUGACAUCGGUAGCCAACCUAAGAGAUGCAAAUUUGCCGGAACUGCCUUGAAUACGGGAGCCAAACAGCGACCCAACCGCUGAGUAUCGUCAGGAUACGGUAUUUUG
Molecule: messenger RNA, 1296 nt
Organism: Aplosporella prunicola CBS 121167
Lineage: Eukaryota; Fungi; Ascomycota; Dothideomycetes; Botryosphaeriales; Aplosporellaceae
Exons: 2
Coding region: 84-1193 (369 amino acids)
Source: RefSeq, a predicted model, not a curated record